AUGGCGGCGUUCAAGACUUUGCCUUCUCGUCCUCUGGGCCGUAAUGGGCCUCUUGUUCCCAGACUGGGACUUGGUCUCAUGGGUGCUAGUGGAACUUAUGGUCCAUCUCCCUCUGAUGAAGAGAGAUUUGCGCUCCUCGACGAGGCAUACAGAAGAGGGGAGCAAUUCUGGGAUACGGCGGACAAAUACGGCGACUCUGAAGCUCUUCUCGGAAAAUGGUUCGCGGCCAAUGCCGAAAAACGGAAGGACAUUUUCCUUGCGACCAAGUUCGGCAUCAAACCGAUCAAAACUUCCCCGGGGUACGCAAUAGACUCGUCGCCAGAGUAUUGUCGCGAGUGCAUCGAAAGGUCCCUCACUAGGCUUGGGCUGCCAUUUGUGGACCUAUACUAUGUCCACCGCCUGGAUAAAAUCACCCCAAUUGAGAAAACCAUGGAGGUGAUGGUGGCACUCAAGAAUGCCGGUAAAAUCAAGUACAUCGGGCUGAGUGAGUGCAGUGCCGAGUCCCUGCGGCGCGCUCACGCGGUGCAUCCGAUUGCCUGCGUGCAGGUGGAAUAUAGCUUGAUAUGUACUGAAAUCGAGUCGCCGAAGAGACGCCUGCUGGAAGUGGCCCGCGAGCUCGGCGUGGCCAUCGUUUGCUACAGCCCCAUGGCGAAUGGUUUUCUGACUGGGACGAUUCGUUCGCGAGCCGACGUGACAAAGCCGGGCGAUUUCCGUGGUAUUCUGCCGUGGCUGAAGGAAGAAAACAUUCAAAAGAAUGUUGCGGUCCUUGAUCGGAUUGCCGAGAUUGCAAAGAAUAAUGGUGUGACCCUGCCGCAGUUGGCUCUUGCUUGGUUGCUUGCUCAAGGCGAUGAUGUUUUCCCCCUUCCGGGAUCUUCAAAUAUCCAUCGCCUGAAUCAAAAUCUUCAGAGUCUCGAGGUGGCACUAUCGGCUGAGGAUGAACAGGCGAUGCGGCGGAUCGCAGGAGAGAUGGUUGGUGAACGGUUUCAAGAAUUGACCGGCUACGCGUUCGGCGAUACUCCUGCCUUGGAAUCUUGA
Molecule: messenger RNA, 1035 nt
Organism: Penicillium daleae
Lineage: Eukaryota; Fungi; Ascomycota; Eurotiomycetes; Eurotiales; Aspergillaceae
Product: aldo-keto reductase
Exons: 2
Coding region: 1-1035 (344 amino acids)
Cellular component (GO): cytoplasm
Source: RefSeq, a predicted model, not a curated record